AACAAUGUCAGACGACAUUAUAUUAGAUCACCCUGUUGAAUCAGAAUUUGUUAAGGCUCUUAAAGAAGCUCAAAGUAAGGAGGACUCUACAUAUGUACAGACCCUUCUCACAGAGGCAAGCAAAGAAAAUCCAAAUAUCAUCAUAGAGUUGUCAAAUGAUGACUGGAUGAAAGACCCUGGUGUUGAGCUCCCCCCAGCUGUACUGUUGGGUCUUUGGUCUUUGGAGUAUAAAAGAGAACUGACAAGCCCACUGUGUAUUGCUGCCGCACAAGGUUUCUCUGAAUGUCUGCAAUAUUUACUGGAACACGGCGCACGUCCCAACCUUAUCGCAGGAGGAAAAGCAGCACUUCACGAGGCCUGUGCAAACGCCAACACUGAAUGUGUAGAGCUGCUGCUGGAACAUGGGGCUAAUCCUAACCAGAUGACAGACGAGGGACUGACUGCUUUACAUUUCUGCAGGACACCACAAUCACUACGUUGUGCAAAAACCUUGGUGAGAUAUGGUGCCAAAGUGAACUCACCCAGUGAAGAAGAGGAUGAAACACCACUGCAUGUGGCAGCUAGACACGGUCUGCCCCACCAUGCACAGCUGUACCUACGAUUCGGAGCCUGCGUGAACCAUAGCAGCUCUUCUGGUGAAACGCCACUGGGGGUGGUUUGUGGAGUUGCCCCAGAAAAGACAGACGACAGCCAAGAUGAACGAUACCUCGAGAUCUGUCGUCUCCUCCUGGCCUAUGGAGCUAAGGUUAAUUUGUCUGAUAAAGAACGCCGCAGUCCUCUACACAAGGCCGCCCGCAAUGUUCAGCUUAAGCUGGUGGAGCUUCUCUUGGAGCAUGGGGCUGAUAUCAAUGCCAUUGACUAUAACGGUUGUUCACCGUUAUCGAGUGUUCUACAAAGCUCUGUGGUUCGGCAAGAGUGGGAACCUCACAGGGUUGUCCAGACCUUGAUAAAUCGGGGAUCUAUUAAAGUCUGGCCACUAGCACUGCUGAAGGUAUUAACAGCUUGCGCUGCAGCACCUAAAACUGUGGAAAUCCUGUUUAACUCAUACACACUUGUCCCUGUGACCUACAAAUGGGUUGAGGCUAUACCUGAGGAUAUUUUUCAUCUUCACAAAACCUUUUAUGAGUCUCUCUUUGCACUGGAGUAUAAACCACGUAGUUUACAGCAUCUGUGUCGGUCUGCACUGAGGAACCAGUUUGGGAAAAACUGCUGCUCACUCAUUCCCAGGCUCCCCAUACCAAAGCCACUUGAACAGUAUCUUCUUUUGGAACCGGAGGGGUACAUUGACUAGAAUCAGACUUUUGCCAGAAACAUU
Messenger RNA from Carassius auratus (goldfish), 1315 nucleotides. RefSeq names its product ankyrin repeat and SOCS box protein 18-like. Lineage: Eukaryota; Metazoa; Chordata; Actinopteri; Cypriniformes; Cyprinidae. Gene Ontology annotation, biological process: intracellular signal transduction. Gene Ontology annotation, molecular function: protein binding. The transcript is spliced from 5 exons. Gene Ontology annotation, cellular component: cytoplasm. The record is from RefSeq and is a predicted model, not a curated record. The coding region runs from base 5 to 1291 and encodes 428 amino acids.